Molecule: messenger RNA, 1113 nt
Organism: Ipomoea nil (Japanese morning glory)
Lineage: Eukaryota; Viridiplantae; Streptophyta; Magnoliopsida; Solanales; Convolvulaceae
Exons: 9
Coding region: 1-1113 (370 amino acids)
Source: RefSeq, a predicted model, not a curated record
AUGUACGUUCUUGCAAGUGAUAUAUCCCCAAUGAAUACACGCAACGCCCUGCGUUUGCGAACUGUGAGGGCGUAUGACAUCCAAGAGAGGAAGCCGUCUCCCGUACUCAAACCCAAAGAAGUUGUCUUCCAUGAUCAGCAGGGCACUUUUUUACAUGCCCACAUACCCAAGGAAUUUGUAGAGAAAUUCCGGUCGACUUUUACAGAAGGAAAAGUGUAUGGUGUUAAGAACUUUGUGGUCAUCACUAAUUUCUACUCUUUCAAGACCAGCCCACAUAAAUUCAUGAUAAAAUUCAAUUAUCAAACUGUUGUAAAACAGUUGAAGGAUGUAAUUGGCCGUGUGGUAGAGAUACAUGCUCCCCAAGAAAAGGUAAUCAAUGGCAAAAACGCAAGGUUGAUCGACUUUGUAAUUGAAGAUUCAGAUGGUAUUCAAUUGGGUUGUACUGUAUGGGAUGACCAUGUAAACAAAGUGGAGGUGUACUACAAUUCUGCUACUGAAGAACCACUUUUGGUUUUAAUACAGUUCUGUAGAGCUAGAACCUGCUUGAAAAGUGGUGAUAUAAAAAUCUGUUCAUCAUAUGAUGUUACACAACUCCUAUUCAAUCAACAAACCCCAGAGUUCAUGCAGUUUAGAGAAAGUUUGUGCCUUGAACAAACUCCGAUGAGGAGUAUUGUUUCACAGUCCAGUUUCAACCCUGGAAGUUCAUACACUGUAUCCCUAAAGGAGGAUUUGCAAUUAAGAACAUUGACAGUAGUGUAUGCAAAGAAGGAGUUUGGUGAGUUCUGGGUAGCUGCUCGAAUAGUUUUUAUUGACUGCGAUGGGGAGUGGUAUUAUCCAUCGUGUCGGACAAAAUCAUGCUACAAGAAGUUGGAGCCCAAAAAAGAGUUCCUAUAUUGCAAAGAAUGUGAUAGGACUUGGGGAGAUGGGAUCUUGAGGUAUAGGAUUAAGAUAAGGGUUGUAGACAUCAAAGGGAAUGCUCCCUUUGUCAUGUGGGAUAGGGAAUGCACUGAGUUGUUAGGGUUGAGUGCACUGGAUUUGAAACAGAAAAAUUCUCAGGGAAAAGAUGGUGUUCCUGCUGAGAUUCAAGCAUUGAGUUACAUGCCCCACAGUUGA